GGGGUGAGCAUCUGCGUGACGCAAGUCACAGUUGGGAUAUAAAAAGAGUGGAGUCGCGCUCUUUAUCAAUGAAAUAGUUAGAGAGAAAGGUUCUGGCUGAGCAAACUAAACGACUUGUGACUUGAUCGACACAUUUCUUUGUUUGAUUUGGAUCUGUAGCAGUGUUUUUAUUUACAACCUCGCUUUAUUCGAAGUUUGGCAGUCUCCAGAAGCGGAUCGAAAAUGAAAUACAUUAUAGGAGUUGGCGGGGUGACCAACGGUGGGAAGACCACCUUGACAAAAAGACUUAUCAAGGCUUUGCCCAACUGCUGUGUGGUGCAUCAAGAUGACUUUUUCAAGAAACCCGAUCAGAUAGAAGUCGGGGACGACGGCUUUAGGCAGUGGGAUGUGAUCACGGCGCUGGACAUGGAGGCCAUGACCAACACGAUACGAGGCUGGGUGGAGAACCCCGUGAAGUUUGCCCGUUCCCACGGCGUUGUCGUGCCGCCGGUCUCCGAGGCGACCGACCCUGACCAGCAGAUCCACAUUCUCAUCGUCGAGGGCUUUCUGCUCUACAACUACAAGCCUCUGAUGGACGUGUACAACAAGUGCUACUACAUCUCCAUCCCCUACGAGGAGUGCAAGAGGAGGAGAAGUACGAGACAGUACACCGUGCCAGACCCCCCAGGCCUGUUCGACGGCCAUGUCUGGCCCAUGUACCGGAAGCACAGGAAGGAGAUGGAGGACAGCUGCUUAGACAUCGAGUAUCUGGAUGGGUUGAAGUCGAAAGAGGAGAUCUACCAGCAUGUGUAUGAGGACAUCCAGAACACUCUGCUCAAUCGUUUAUAGCAGGAGGACGGCUUCCAGCCUGUAAAGAAUUGUGUAUAUAGCGCCAAGAUUGAAGACCACUUUUCUUGUUUGUUUUUUUACCAUUUUCUUUUUUUCCAACAUUAUUCCCAUUGUAAAUAGUUUGAAGGAAUGUUAAUUUAUCAAUUUCUGUCUGAAUUUUAAGUUGGGUAUGUUUUUGUCCCCAUAUCAACUCGUUCUGUUGCUGUGAAGUCAGCACUGCCCACAGUUGUUACUCAGUGUUGUCUAUCCAGCACUAAUAAAAUGGGAUGCCACCCUUUUUUU
Molecule: messenger RNA, 1110 nt
Organism: Osmerus eperlanus (European smelt)
Lineage: Eukaryota; Metazoa; Chordata; Actinopteri; Osmeriformes; Osmeridae
Gene: mibp
Product: muscle-specific beta 1 integrin binding protein
Exons: 8
Coding region: 223-828 (201 amino acids)
Cellular component (GO): cytoplasm
Molecular function (GO): ribosylnicotinamide kinase activity
Source: RefSeq, a predicted model, not a curated record